This is a messenger RNA of Ilex paraguariensis (yerba mate), 2319 nucleotides long. Lineage: Eukaryota; Viridiplantae; Streptophyta; Magnoliopsida; Aquifoliales; Aquifoliaceae. The record is from the annotation of a GenBank genome assembly.
GGCCUAGUUGGGAGUUUCACGUUCCGCCAAGCUCACCAGCUCCUGCAAAUUAAUUAUCGUCGCCGUCGUCGUCCUCUCUCUCUCCCCCCCCCACCCCACAAAAUUAUUUCUCGUUGUUCCCCAAAUUUCACAUCGAUUCGCUGGGAUGUUGGAUUCGAUUAGGUGGAAAUUCUUGUGAGGCUGUUGAAAUUGCAGUAUGUUCUUGAGAUUUCGGAUACGUUAAGGGGAAAAAGAAAUAUCAGUGGUUGUAGGGCAAAUAGGGGCGGUGAAGAUUUGAUUGAGUGCUGCGAAAAUGUAUCGGUCUGUGGCAGCGACCACUACUCGUGGAGGGCCACCGACGGAUAGUGGAGAUCCUGUUGUGACACUUGAUCAAGUUCCGCGGUGGGGUGAUUCUGAGCAUAGGUAUUCCUAUGAGAAUGAAGACUUGGCCUUUCCAAAUUCAUACUUUCCCGACCCUUUAAUGUCUUCUUCUGAGGCAGAGAGUAGUGGGAAUGGGACGGUUUCAAGGUUUCCUGUUGAUCAUGAAAUCAACUUGAAGAUAUAUCUAUGGAGAGGGCAACCAUGGAACCUUGAGGUAGAUGCUGUUGUUAACUCAACAAAUGAGAACUUGGACGAGGCACACAGUACCCCUGGUUUGCAUGCUGCUGCUGGACCUGGUCUUGCAGAAGAAUGUGCCACUCUGGGUGGCUGCCGAACAGGGAUGGCAAAAGUUACUAAUGCAUAUGACCUUCCUGCAAGGAGGGUCAUACACACUGUUGGUCCCAAGUAUGCAGUGAAAUAUCAUACUGCUGCCGAGAAUGCUCUGAGUCAUUGCUAUCGGUCUUGCCUUGAACUCCUUAUUGAAAGUGGACUCCAAAGUAUUGCUAUGGGCUGUAUAUACACAGAGGCAAAAAAUUAUCCACGCGAACCAGCUGCUCAUGUGGCAAUAAGAACUGUUAGACGAUUUCUUGAGAAACAGAAAGAUAGAAUUAAUGCCGUUGUUUUUUGCACAACAUCAUCACCUGAUACUGAGAUAUAUAAAAGAUUGCUUCCGCUCUAUUUUCCUCGCGAUAAACAUGAGGAGGAGGUGGCCAUUUCGAAACUACCUGCAGAUGUUGGGGAUGAAAAUGGUGAGACAAUUAUUGAUGAACGUAAAAUCAGAAUAAAACCUUUGCCCAAUGUGAAGAACACUGUUCCUAGAUCUCCCCAAGUCUCUUUUGAUCUUCCUGUCAGUGACGUUGGGUUGGCAAGACGGAGCUCGUCAUAUUUGGAUUCAUAUUUGGAUCCUGCUUUUAUGUCCCUAAUUAAGGAUCCAGAUCAGCGACGACAGGAACAAUGGGAAAAAACGGCUCAAGCACAAAGUGGCUGGAACUGUGCUAAAAUGCUUGGAUAUGGUGACCUAGGGGGACCUCCAUUAUCUGCUGCUGAAGAAUACUCCCUCCAUUCUAGAUAUCUUGCAAAAGCGAACUCUCUUAAUCUUUCGGAAAUUGCAGAAAUGAAAAUUCUUUACCGAGGGGGGGUUGACAGUGAGGGUCGUCCAGUAAUGGUGGUUGUGGGAGCACAUUUUCUGCUAAGAUGUCUUGACCUGGAGCGGUUUGUGCUUUAUGUAGUAAAGGAGUUUGAACCCUUGAUCCAGAAGCCUUAUUCUAUCGUUUACUUGCACUCUGCAGCUUCUUUACAAAUGCAACCAGAUCUGGGAUGGAUGAGGAGAUUACAGCAAAUUCUUGGUCGGAAACACCAGCGUAAUCUUCAUGCCAUAUAUGUCCUCCACCCAACUUUUGGACUGAAGGCUGCAGUUUUUGGUUUGCAAUUGCUCGUUGAUAAUGUGGUGUGGAAAAAAGUGGUAUAUGUUGAUCGCCUUCUCCAAUUAUUCAGAUAUGUUCCUCGUGAGCAGCUGACCAUUCCUGACUUUGUGUUUCAACACGACUUAGAAGUGAAUGGAGGGAAGGGAAUUAUAGUAGAUCCAAGAACAAAAUACGUAUAUCAACGACCAUAGGCAUCAAAUUUGUGCAGUAAGGCAAGCAAUUUAUUGGUUUCCUUGGGAUUGGGAUAUCUUCAUUUUGUUCUGUUUUGCUGUCUCUGUAAAGAGUGAAUGGUGUUGGGAAUCGCUUGUUUCUCUAGAAUGGCUUCUAAUUUUCCAUAUUUUGUAAUAUUCAUGAGUUCAAUCUGUUUUAUUCGUUUGGAUGGAAAUUUUUUUUUUCCCUUUUUGUAAUUUGUUAUUUCUUGGACAAUUCAUUUAGAAUAAUUUAGUAUGCUGUAGGCUUUUGAUGAACCUUGUUAAUAAUAUCAUGGGUGGCUGUCAUGGACUCGUGGAAAAAGAUUGAUUCACAAUAUUUACUU